Molecule: messenger RNA, 2500 nt
Organism: Panicum hallii
Lineage: Eukaryota; Viridiplantae; Streptophyta; Magnoliopsida; Poales; Poaceae
Product: NAC domain-containing protein 82-like
Exons: 7
Coding region: 798-2015 (405 amino acids)
Biological process (GO): regulation of DNA-templated transcription
Molecular function (GO): DNA binding
Source: RefSeq, a predicted model, not a curated record
GGAGGAACCGAGGACGGAGGAGGAAGGAGGAGGGCGGCGCCAGAGCAGAGCACAGCGCAAUGGAGGUUGCGCCGGCCUUGGUGUCUCUCCUCUAAACUCCUCUGCGCUCCUCCACUGUGGCUAAGCUGGGGUGGCGGCGCCGCCGCAAUCCAUUGCAACCCGCCGCAGCUCCACCACCGUACCUGUCGCCACGGCGGCUUCAGAGGCAGCGCUCCCAGCCCCACCGCUGCCGCCUCCCCCUCUUGCCAUCCCCCUUGUUGUUUAUCUAGGGUUCAUCCCAUUCCAUCGCACCGCAUUACAUCGCGGUGGUGCCCACAACGCCCCCCAACUCAUUGCUACCGGCGUCUCCGCAGCAUUGGUCCAACGCACUGUUCCUUCUCGGACGGACUAAUUUUGCUUGCCAACGGAUCACUGUUCAUGCCUGCAUCUGCACUGCAGUUGCCAUCACAUCCCCAUUCCAAUCCGCUCCAAUCGAUGGCUGCUGCUGCAUUGAUCUGAGAAGAGACUGCACACUGCAUUUCACUUGCAGAUAUUCCAGACUUUCAGAUGUCUUUUGAUAUCACAGAAAAGGAUUGCCCCUGCUUUCUCUGUUGUGGAUUCCACGGACGCUCCACAAUAUUUCGACAUUGGACUUAAUACUUGGCAAUCUUUGUUGUACUGCACGUUGCUGCUUGCUGUUUCAACCAAGGACGUUUCUUCUUUUCUAACUACAUCCAGACCUUUUCCUUCUUUAUUUCCAAUUUUGUAUCUCAUUAUUAUCUAUCUUACUACUAAAAGAGAACCGCAAUAUUCUCCCUAUGGCCAAGACAUCGCUUCCUCCUGGAUUCCGGUUUCACCCAACUGAUGUAGAACUCACCGUCUACUAUUUAAAGAGGAAAUUGUUGGGAAAACAUUUACGCUGCAAUGCUAUUACGGAGAUUGAUCUAUACAAGUUCGCCCCUUGGGAUCUUCCAGAGAAAGCUUCCUUGGAGAGUAAUGAUCUAGUGUGGUAUUUCUUUUGCCCACGCGAUAGGAAAUAUUCUAGUGGGUUAAGAACUAACCGGUCAACCGGAGUCGGAUAUUGGAAAGCUACUGGGAAGGACAGGCCGGUGUUUUAUAAUUCUAGAACUGUUGGGAUGAAGAGAACUUUGGUGUUUCAUCUUGGCAAGCCACCACGAGGUGAUAGAACUGACUGGGUAAUGUAUGAAUAUAGGCUGGAGGAUGAGGAACUAGCUGCUUCUGGUGUUAAACUGGAUGCCUGCGUUCUAUGCAAAAUUUUUCAGAAAAGUGGUCCAGGACCCAAGAUUGGGGCACAAUAUGGUGCUCCAUUCAAUGAAGAGGACUGGAAUGAUGCCAGCAAUGUGGAGUGUUCACCAUUUGCAUCUUCUGUGGCCCCUUGUGCACCUGAAUCAAGUCAUGGUGGGUUGAACUCUGCUGGUCAACACCUGGCUGUGAGUUAUGAUGGCAAGGUUUCUUUGGCCCCCUUGUCAGAAAGUAACAACGAACAUACUGUCAAUCGUGUUCAUCCUGACAGACCUUCUCCCAGUAUCCCUGUCGAUAGCAUACACAUACAGCUGCUAGCUGAGAUCAUCAGAUGUUCCUCAACAAAUCUUCUAUGUACUGCUGCUGAAGAUGGUUCACUGCCUGAUUCAACUGCUGGCUAUGAUAAUGAGGAUGGAGAAUCAUUGGAUGAUAUUGAAACAAUAUUCUGUGGAGUGGAUGAGCUUGCGUCUCAGCCUGUGGUGAACAACUCUAACCAUUGUGACUCGUGUGAACACUUGAUUCACCAUAUGCCGGAAGCACGAGGAACUGAACAAUACUUGGAGCUAAAUGACCUAUUCUUUUCUCUUGCUGAGGGCCCUGAUUCCUCUGGCAUGCUGUUGUCCAAUGAAAUAUCUGUUGAGCAACCGUUUGAUCUUGAGCCCAGGAUUGAGCGAGACUCUUUGGACUGCAUCUCCAAUACCGUUAAUACUUCCACAUCAACAGCUGAUGGUCCAUUUCCUUCAGUGUGCGCGGUUGAUGUGCACAGAACCUGAUUCAGAGUGAGUUGUGUAGCUCGCAUUUUAGUGGAGUCUUGGAGGACACGACAUAGUGCUCCAUUUCCCCUCUUUUCAAUGAAGUGAGCACUAUGCUGUUGAGAACUCGGGACAUGAAGGCAGGUCCCCCAGCUGACGACACCAUGAGUCACCUUUGUUGUGCAGCUACUGGUUGAAUAGCCUCGAUCCAGGAGCAUUCCUCUGUCAUCCGGUCCCUAGUCCCGCGCCGUGGCAUGGGCUCAGCAUGAAUAAUGCACUCCUAAUGUAAUUUUCAUCUUUUAGCUAGAGUGGGGGGUACCUGCAGCUGUUGUGAUGUAACAUGUGCUGGUUUCGUUUCAUGGAUUUUCUUGGCAACUUUUGCAGUCAUACUCUCAACUUUUAGCAAGGGCGGUGGGGUAGAAAAAAUAUGUAUAUUAUAUAACUGAAUUCGCUACCCGCUGUCAGAUCUAAAAACAAAGGGCCUAGAUUGCGUGGCGCCGUAGCAA